CCUGAUUCAGUUUCCACAGCAACCAGAAGAGGGCUCCAGUUACAAUUUUCUUUUUUGUAUCAUACAUAGGCUACUGUAUUUUUUUGUAAAGCAGAAAAAAUCAGUGGCAGGACUAGCUGACGUUUUGCGAAGGAGGGGGAGACUCUGGUCUUCAAAUUGCCGCGUCUGGAACGCAACCGGCAGAGAUAAACGCUGGACAGAAAGGAGCUGUGGGAAGUUUAAAUAAGGUGGUCGGAUGCGGGGUUUUAAUAAGAAGGGGGCGAGGGUAAAGUUUGUCAUUAUCCGUGAAGGAUCGACAGGCCAGAGAUAAAUAAUUUAAAAGGCCAGAAAAUGCUUUGCCAUGUCAGCCGACCGGAUUCGGUUGUGAUGGAGGUGGAGGUGAAGGCGAAGGCAAAUGGUGAAGAUUGUUUGACUAAGGUUUGUGGGAAAUUGGGAAUCAUAGAAGUGGAUUACUUUGGACUGCAGUACACGGGUUGCAAAGGGGAAAGCUUGUGGCUGAAUCUCAGAAACAGGAUCUCCCAGCAGAUGGAUUGCUUGACUCCAUGCAGACUGAGGCUACGAGUCAAGUUCUUUGUGGAGCCCCAUCUUAUACUACAGGAACAGACAAGGCACUUUUUUUUCAUGCACGUGAAGGACGAGCUCCUCAGAGGACACCUGCAGACGAGCAGAGAGCAGGCAGAGGACCUCAGUGCGCUGCUGGCCCAGGCUGAGUUUGGGGACUACAACCAGACCACGGCGAAGUACCGCUACUCUGAGCUCUGUGGGAAGGAGCCUGGCCUGGAUGUCAUGCAGAGCAUCGUUUCCAGGCACAAAUCCCUGGCUGGGAUAAGCCCCCGCUCAGCGGAGUACCGGGCCCUACAGCUGGUGUCCUUGCUGGAGCGUUACGGUGUGGAAUGGCACCGAGCUCGGGACAGAGAGGGUCUGAGAGUGGCUAUUGGGGUCGGGCCCGAAGGAGUCUUCAUCUGCAAGGAGGACUUGAGUCUCAUAAACAGGCUUGCUUAUCCAGUCAUUCAGGUAGCAACCCAGUCUGGGAAGAAUGUGUAUUUGACCGUCACCAGGGAAACCGGCAAAAGCACCAUGCUGCUGUUCAAGCUGAUAAGCACCAGGGCGGCCAGCGGGCUCUAUCGCGCUGUCACCGAGACACACGCCUUCUACAGGUGUGACACAGUGACCAAUGCGGUCAUGAUGCAGUACAGCCGUGACUUCAAGGGUCACCUGGCCUCACUGUUCCUCAACGAGAAUGUCAGCCUGGGAAAGAAGUACGUCUUCGACAUCCGGCGCACAUCCAAGGAGGCGUAUGAGCAGGCUCGCCGGGCGCUGUACCGCGCCGGUGUGGCGGACCUCAUACCCUCCGACCGCUCGCCCGGUCACGGCCCGGAUGGCUGCAGUGGCUGCCCUCAGAGCCGCGCCCUGCUGGAGAAACUGGAGAGACUGCGGGAGGCGCUGCUGUGCAUGCUGUGCUGCGAAGGGGACAUCGACGCCACCUUCUGCCCCUGUGGUCACAUGGUUUGCUGCCAGAACUGUGCCACUCAGCUCCAGUCGUGCCCAGUGUGUCGUUCGGAGGUGGACCGGGUGCAGCAUGUGUACCUCCCCGCCUGCGUCAGCCUGAUGGGCCUGCCCAGGACAGCCGGCGCCCAUGUCACCAUCCACAGGGGGCCGCCAUCAGCACGCUGUUUGGCCCCCUCAGAAAAAAUCUGUUCGACAUGAAGCAGCAUGUUAUUUUUGUCUGUCUGUUUGUUUGUUUGUUUGUUUGUUUGUUGGUUAGCUCUCACUGUUCAGCACAACAGCCACCUGUUACUUUGGCUACCACAUCUACAUCGUGUCAGAAAUCAUUUGAAGCGAAUUGUUUCUUUUUAAAAGAUGUAUAUUUUUCAGAGGUCAGUUGAAUUUAUAAAUGAUAGAACCACCAUUCCUUUCUAAUUUUUCUGUAUUUUAUAGCAAAGUCUUUCGUUUUAUAUUUUUCAACACUGCCUUUUAUACGAGAAGAGGAAAUUAUUUGUAUAUUUUACUAGGUUCAAACAUGUAGUUGUAUGUCUAAAUUUCACAUACCUUUUAAGUUGAUAUUUAAGAAUCAUAUUUUUCACUUGUAAAUUUUACACGUUAUAAACAGUCUAUAUGUAGGGAACUGGGAAAACAUUAUAUGUGAGUAUAAGCAACAUUAAGACACAUACUGGAUUUUUAACAAACAAUCUGCAUAUCUGGCUGGUUCUGUAAUUUCACAAAGACUGUAACUGAGUAUGAAGCACAUUUGCACGUUUGACUAGUCAUAUAAAUACCUACAGUAUGUGUCUGAAAAAUUCUACCUGAUGUGUUUUUCAAAUAUUUAAUUGAAAUGUCCUAAGCGCAUUAAUGCACUUUCAGGCUAGCAGGUGUCCUCAGUCACUUCACACGUCCUGACAUAAGCUGUGUCGUUUCAAAGAGGCUCCCGAAAGCUUUACUCAUGCACACUUUGCCAUUCAGGAGCUGUUGUACUUUGGAUUGCAUAUUUUUGAGAGGUAUGCUGGCCAGUUUAGCUCCAGUUUUCAGUCUCAUGUGACCAACUUCUAGGUAAAUGUGUCUGCUAGUGCAAUAUAUUCUGCUUUUAAAGGCUAGGGGCCCAUUUAAAGAGUGCGUGUAUACCGCAGUAGUAUACACACAGUCCAUAUAUUCAUGUAUUCCAUUAAUUUCCAUGGGAACACCGUAAUCUGAGCUCUGAUAACACUAACCCUUACCCAGCCUAACCUUAACCAUACUGUAAGAAACCAGACAAAAUAUGACUUUUUAGUCUUUUGAUUGCAUUCACCGAUUUUUAUAAAAUUGAGGUUGCCCUUGUGGGGACCAAAAACAUCUUCCCACAAGUUAAAAUUGACAGGUUUUUAUCACAUUGUGGGGAAAUCUGGUCGCCACAAUGUAAUAAUUACAAACACACACACUCUGUUGUUACCUACAAAGGUUUAUAUAUUGGGUUUAUCUUAAUGUAGCAGGAUUAUAUUUUAUAUGUAUUUGAUUUUUUGCAGAUUUUGUCAGACACUAAGGCAGAAGUGGAGCAUAUUCUAAGUCCUUUGUGUAUUUUACUGUGAGAUCACACUGUCAGUGACUGCUGUCGAACACAUGAAAAUGUUCUGUCCCCCCCUCCCCCCCAAGGUCAAAAUCUGGGUUGAUUAA
Messenger RNA from Paramormyrops kingsleyae, 3144 nucleotides. The record is from RefSeq and is a predicted model, not a curated record. Lineage: Eukaryota; Metazoa; Chordata; Actinopteri; Osteoglossiformes; Mormyridae.